CUGGAGUGGCGAGAGAGUGUGUGACCUCGGAUAAUAGAUUUGGCAAAAGCUAAGCGGAAAUAUUUCCAUCUGCUUUUCCGAUUCCCGUUUUUGUGUGUCGCUCUGUCAAAGUUUAUUCUGUAACCAAUUCUAUUCCAUAGAAAAAAAACGCCUUCGUUUUGAACGGUCUUUCUUAGCCAAAGAAGCUUCCCUCUUCUAUUAGUAUGUCUUCUCUCUGCCUUCUUCGUCACGCUCGCGUUGUUUAGCUUUUGAGACUCUGUUUUGCUCUAUAUAUACAUGUGUUGCUGAAGCAAAUAAGAGAAGCAAAAAUCACAACAAGAGCCCUAAAGGUUAUUUAGAUAUGGAGGUGAAUGCUAAUUGUCCUAAUGGAGACCGCUCCAGGUUCGACUCCGCUCGGAUACCGGACGGCCCCACCAACCCCAUGGUUACGCCUUUGUUAACGGAUCUCUAUCAGUUUACAAUGGCUUACGCUUACUGGAAAGCCGGAAAGCAUCAAGAGCGAGCUGUGUUUGAUUUGUAUUUUCGGAAGAAUCCGUUUGGUGGUGAAUAUACUAUUUUUGCUGGAUUAGAUGAAUGCAUAAGGUUCGUUGCUAAUUUCAAAUUCUCCGAGGAUGAGAUUGCUUUUGUUCGUCAAAGUUUGCCUGGUUCUUGCGAGGAUGGCUUCUGCAACUAUCUUAGAGGACUUGACUGCUCCGAAGUUGAAUUGUAUGCUAUUGCAGAGGGCUCAGUUGUAUUCCCAAAGGUUCCCUUGCUAAGAAUUGAAGGGCCAAUUGCUGUGGUUCAAUUGCUGGAAACUCCAUUACUGAAUCUUGUUAAUUAUGCAUCAUUAGUGGCAACAAAUGCAGCAAGGCAUCGAUUUGUUGCUGGAAAAUCAAAAAUUCUACUAGAGUUUGGGCUCCGACGGGCUCAGGGUCCUGAUGGUGGAGUAGGGGCAUCAAAGUACAGCUAUCUUGGAGGAUUUGAUGCGACAAGUAAUGUUGCAGCUGGCAGGUUGUUUGGGAUACCUCUUCGUGGAACACAUUCCCAUGCUUUUGUUAGCUCAUAUAUGAGCCUUGAUGAGAUUGUAGACAAAUCACUCCCAAGUUCUGAUGGCUCAAGUAGCUGCGAGGAUUUUGUCAGUUUGGUUCAGACAUGGUUGAACAAAAUUCAGUGGUCAAGUGCAUUUCGUGGCAUUUUUGGUGAGACAAAUCAAAGCGAGCUAGCAGCUUUCACCUCAUAUGCCCUGGCAUUCCCAAAUAAUUUUCUUGCUCUUGUAGAUACAUACGAUGUUAUGAGGAGUGGAAUUCCCAACUUUUGUGCUGUUGCUCUAGCCCUCAAUGAUCUGGGCUAUAAAGCAAUGGGCAUUAGGCUGGACUCUGGUGAUCUAGCAUAUUUGUCAGGUGAGGCCCGGAAGUUCUUUCGUGCCAUUGAGAAGGAAUUUGGAGUGCCUGGUUUUGGAAAGAUGAGUAUUACUGCUAGUAAUGAUCUCAAUGAGGAAACUCUAGAUGCUUUAAACAAACAGGGUCAUGAAGUAGAUGCAUUUGGAGUAGGCACCAACCUAGUCACUUGUUUUGCUCAAGCUGCUUUGGGCUGUGUCUUCAAGCUUGUUGAGAUAAACAAUCAGCCUCGCAUAAAACUUUCUGAAGAUGUUUCUAAGGUCUCCAUACCUUGUAAAAAACGGAGUUAUCGGUUGUAUGGCAAGGAAGGCUACCCUCUGGUGGACAUAAUGACUGGGGAAAAUGAACCAUCUCCGAAGGUGGGAGAACGGAUAUUAUGUCGCCAUCCCUUUAAUGAAUCCAAGAGGGCAUAUGUGGUCCCACAGAAGGUGGAGGAGCUUCUGAAGUGUUAUUGGCCUGGGAGCUUAGGUAAAGCAAGAGAAGAGCUACCUCCUCUUAAGGACAUUAGGGACCGAUGCAUCAAGCAGCUUGAGCAAAUGCGGCCUGAUCAUAUGAGAAGGCUGAACCCAACACCAUACAAGGUGAGUGUAAGUGCGAAAUUGUACGACUUCAUUCAUUUUCUAUGGCUCAAUGAGGCGCCUGUUGGGGAAUUGCAGUAAAGGUGGGUGAUAUGUAUUUUCCUGAAGCAUUGUACAAAAUGCAGGUAAAGUAAUGAUUCCAAAAUAGUUGGGGUAGCUUCUUCAAGUAGUCAACAAUCAACAAAUAGAUAAGUCCUUUACAUUAGCCUGUACCUCUUUUUGGCUCGGAGAAACAAUUUGUUUCCUGAAUAAUCAAUAAAAAUAAUCGUUUUUGGCUUUGGUCCAAACACUAUGUUCCAUUUUGCAUCUUGUGAGAGUACUAAGUUCUUGAUAAUAUUCAGAGUCUGAAUUCGAUUGAAUGCAAUGGGAAUAAUUUCAGCAA
Messenger RNA from Jatropha curcas, 2336 nucleotides. Its product is annotated as nicotinate phosphoribosyltransferase 1. Lineage: Eukaryota; Viridiplantae; Streptophyta; Magnoliopsida; Malpighiales; Euphorbiaceae. Gene Ontology annotation, molecular function: nicotinate phosphoribosyltransferase activity. The record is from RefSeq and is a predicted model, not a curated record. Gene Ontology annotation, cellular component: cytosol. Gene Ontology annotation, biological process: NAD+ biosynthetic process via the salvage pathway.